AUGGAACCUCACUUAUACUAUGCCAUAUCUAUACUCGCCGUCAUUCUGGGAAUAUACAAGUUCCUCUUGUACCCCGCGUUCCUUUCUCCUCUGGCGAAAGUCCCAAAUGCACAUUGGUCCUGCAGUUUCAGCCCAUUGUGGAUUUUUUGGAUGAAAUGGACAAAGCAAGAGAACCGUCGAAUUUACAAGCUCCACCUGGAAAAGGGGCCGGCGGUUCGACUUGGCCCGAGUCUGGUCAGUGUGAACUGUUACGAGGACGGAUUGAAGAGAAUCUAUCAUGGAGGUUUCCCCAAGCCAGAGUUUUACUUUAACGGCUUUGCUGUAUAUGGGACUGCAAAUUUGUUCACGAUCAAGGAUAACAUAACACACGCCGCACAUAAAAAGGCCCUGUCGAGCUGCUUCUCGAAGUCAUCUAUCAUGUCAUCUCAAACUGCCCGCGCCGCGUCGCGAGAUGUAUUAUUCAACCGUGUUCUGCCCUUAGUCUAUAAGGCAUCUACAGAAAAUAAAGCAAUCGAGGUCAUCGAACUCAGCUACUCUUGCUUACUGGAUACCUUUGUACAGUGGCAAUUCGGACGGUCGCUAGGUAGUAACUUGGUCGAGGACGAAAAAGAGAGGCGAAUGUACCUUGACGGGUUUCUUGGAAUAUCCGGGUACACAUUUUGGCAGUACCACUUUCCCACUCUCAUUAGCAUUCUCCAGAAAAUUGGAAUUCACCUAAUUCCCAAAAGCGUUUUAAGUGCUUUUGAAUCUGUGGAGGCUUGGAAUUUGGAAAAGUGCGACCAAGCCCAGCAACUCCUGGCAAGUGGGAAACAAUUAUCAUCGGAUGACCAGCCAGUUGCAUUUGAACCAGCGCUGAAAGGAAUGAGUGAGGUUGACGCAAAACCCAAGUCAUACCCUCAGCGACUUCCAUUGGCAAGCGACAUGUUCUCUUUGAAUUCCGGAGCGUUUGAGACAAGUGGAAACACUUCCACCUACUUUCGACGCCCAGAAUGGCAAACCAAGCUUCGAGAAGAACUCCUCGGUCUCAACCCACCCUUGAAACACAUCCCCGGAAAGCUUGUUGAAAUCGAAGACAUCACCAGCCCUCAGGACAUUGACAAGCUACCGAUAUUGCAUGCUGUCUUGAUGGAAACCCUUCGACUUUGGCCUUCGGUACCUGGUGGUCAGCCCCGUGUAGUCCCGCGUCCAUGUACCCUGGGCGGCUACCACAACAUCCCUGCUGGAACGACUGUUCAAUCAUACGCAUCUGUUCUACACCGUAUGCCCGAUGUGUUUCCCGAUCCCUUUGAGUGGAAGCCAGAAAGAUGGCUCGAUGCAUCGCAGGAAGAGUUGGCCCUGAUGAGGAAAUGGUUCUGGGGCUUUGGCAGUGGUGGAAGGAUGUGUCUUGGACUUCACUUUGCGUAUUACUCGAUGAAAUUCCUCUUCGCAGGCAUUUAUUCCAAUUUUACUACCACCAUUCACGACCACGGAGACAUGGAACCGAGUGAUGGCUACCUUGCAGGUCCGAUAGGCCAUCGUCUGGAACUCAAAUUUCAUCUUGUAGAAUGA
Penicillium coprophilum is the source of this 1548-nucleotide messenger RNA. Its product is annotated as cytochrome P450. The record is from RefSeq and is a predicted model, not a curated record. The transcript is spliced from 4 exons. Lineage: Eukaryota; Fungi; Ascomycota; Eurotiomycetes; Eurotiales; Aspergillaceae. Bases 1 to 1548 code for a protein of 515 amino acids. Gene Ontology annotation, molecular function: oxidoreductase activity, acting on paired donors, with incorporation or reduction of molecular oxygen; heme binding; iron ion binding.